This is a messenger RNA of Somion occarium, 3605 nucleotides long. NCBI's taxonomy places the organism in Eukaryota, Fungi, Basidiomycota, Agaricomycetes, Polyporales, Cerrenaceae. The record is from the annotation of a GenBank genome assembly.
ACACACACGUGACUGGAACGCGUCGCGCAGGUUCGCGCCUUCAUGUUCGUCCCUUCCUGCGUUACUAUCACUUGCUCUAGCUUUCUUUCACGUCCCUAGUAUACCAAUCCAACGCUACGAAUGCGCGACAAUGCCUGCUAGGACGGUCAUAUCUCUUGAGAAUCUCCCUCAAACGGUCGGCAAGAUCUUUGAUCAAGCCCAGAAUACCACAGCUAACCACCAAAAGAACUUUGUCGCUCUUCAUAAACUACACACCGAGACCGCCUCUCACCACGGGUCCGCAGGGGAACGUGCUUUUGAGCAUGCCUUCUUGAACAUGCUCGGUCAUGUUCUACCGGUCAAGAAAGGAAACCCUGUGGCUGAUAGGCUCAUGAGGUUCAUCGGUGGAUAUACAAAGUAUAUGAAUGAACGAGCAAUGGAAGAGGCCAACAAGCGAGGCGACGAUGACGACGCGGAAGACUUCGACACAACCGCCGCCCGAUUCAUAUCCAGGGUGCUUCGAUUCUUGUUCAAAGGCAGCGUCGCAAAAGACAAGGUCGUCCGUUACCGCGUCAUGCAAUGCAUCGCGGAAAUGAUCUCGCAUCUAGGGGAAAUCGACGAAGACUUGUACAAACUCCUGCGAGAAACGCUCAUCGAGCGGGUGAAGGAUAAAGAAGUCCCCAUUCGUGUUCAAGCCACUAUUGCACUUUCGCGUAUUUGUGGCGCAGAUGAGGAAGAUGAGAAGCCAACGAUCAUUGACGUCCUCCAAGAGACAGUCCAAUAUGAUCCUUCCGCCGAAGUCCGACGUGCCGCUCUCCUGAAUCUCCCUUUGGGCUUACUCACGUAUCAAACAGCUCUCUCCCGAAUGCGCGAUGUCGACCCAUCAGUCCGAAAAGCCGUGUACGCCUCAGUCCUUAAUCCAGACAAAGCUACAGCAGAUCCAGAUGCGAUCGACGUGACUCACCCCCGCGCGCUGAAGAUCGCCGACCGAGAACGAAUCGUAAAGAACGGGCUGGGAGACAGAGAAGAAGCCGUGAAAGCGGCAGUGGCGAAGUUGAUCGCGACGUGGGUGGAUAUCGUGCAGAUAGAGAAGGUCAAAAGUGAGAGAGAGGAACCUGACGUUAUCGCGUUCUUGAGGUUGUUUGACUUAGUACACGAAGGCACGAUUGCUGAGGAUGCGUUGUCGAGUGUGUUCAAGACGAGAGUGGAUAUUCUUGAUUCGUUGACUUUCGGAGAUGACUAUUGGACAGAUCUCUCGCCCGAGAGAGCUUUCCUGGCACGAGUCUUUGUCGACCACUGCGUUGCCACCAAGGACGACGUGCGUCUCGAAUCCGCACUUCCGGUCGUCACAAUGCUCGCAUUUAAGAUACAAGAGGCGUACAACGAUCUCAAUGCAUUCCUAGCAGACCAGACUAUGGAUGACUUUUUGAAAGAAGGCAUUGAGGAUGAGGAAGAGGAUGAGCGCAGACAGAUGGUCGAGGAGGAAAGGACAGACCGGGAGUUCGUGAUCGGCGAGAUGCUCAAGUUGUCUGUGAACCUGGAUUAUGCGGAUGAAAUCGGGAGGAGGAAGAUGUUCCAACUCGUCAAGGACAUGAUCUCCGAGGAAGAUCUUCCCGAAUCACUCGUGGCACGCUGUUUGGAUGUACUUCGUAAACUCUCAUCGAGCGAACGGGAUCUCAUUCGAGUAGUCGUCGAAGUCGUUCACGACCUCCGUGACCGUAACGACGACGAAGAGCAAGCGGACCCGAAUCGUGCUGACGAUGGGGAAACAACCUUCGGCGAGACACCUGCUACAGUAAAGACAGCGCGAGCGCCACCAAAACCUCCUGCUGAAAUGACAGAGGAAGAACGAGCUCGAGCUGAUGCGAUGGAUAUGCGUUGUCUAUCACUUUGCAUUGGUAUGCUAGAGCGAGUAAAUGGGACAUUCGAAGAGAACUCCACCCUCGAAGGUCUACUUGGUGAACUUAUCAUUCCCGCCGUCAAGCGAAAAGAGGCGGCAUUGAGAGAGAAGGGUUUGGUUAGUUUAGGUCUUUGCUGUCUGAUCGCUCGCCGAAUGGCCUUGAAUUCUUUCCAACUCUUCCUGAAUCAACUUCAAUCGACACCAGAAAAGCACAAGAUCCCGGUGCUGAAGAUUGUCUUUGAUAUCCUGAUGGUACACGAGGGCCACUUUUUGGGUCCUACAAGUCCAAAUGGCGAUCGAAUUGUAGAGUUCCUCAUGCAUGUAUUUGAGAACUCGGAAUUGGAUGAGGUCCAGGCACUGCUUUGUAAAGGCAUGGCCAAGCUCAUGCUUUCUGGAUUCAUCACGGAUGAGAGGGUGUUGCGAAGUCUAGUGAUCGCUUACAUUUCGCCUGAAACUGCCGACAAUCUCGAACUACGCCAAUGCCUGUCCUAUUUCUUUCCGGUUUACUGCUACUCUUCGGCUGCUAAUCAAAGGCGUAUGCAGAAGAUCUUUAUAACCGUAUUCAAACAACUCUGCGAGAUACAUCAACAGUCGGAGGAUGAAGACAUUGACCUCAUCUCACCGGCCCAAGUGGGGCUGCUUUUCGCGGAUUGGACUGAUCCUCAGAAAGCAACUGUCGUUGCAAAGGGUGUUCCUGGGCGAGAAGUCGAUGAGUCCAUCCACAUCGACCUUGCUACAGACAUUGUUAAGGAGCUGUUCGACGAUGACAUGCGUAAGGACGAUAGGAAGGCGCUGUGUCUUUUACUUGGCAAACUUUACAUUCCCGACACGAUCGAUGAUGACAAGAUUCGUACACUCAAGCUUCUUAUGCACAAUAUCCGGGCGCGCCGACCCUUGAGAGAUCUUGCCUCCAAGAAUGCCUUCGUGAAGUUCGAAACCGCAAUAUCGAAGAAAUUUGAGAAACAGUUGGAAGACUUCAACGAAGAGGAGUAUCGCAAGCUGGAGCAUCUGCAGGAGCUUUUCGAAUUCUUGGACGAUAUCAUCCCGGAUAUUGAUGAUGUUGACGAAAUGAUGGAAGCACCCAAGAAGAGAGGAAGUCGGAAAAGGAGGUCUGACAGCAUUGUCACGGAUGCCACAUCUCAGGGCGCCCCUUCUGGUGAUGAUCGCUCAAAUACACCUUUCUCGACUACUUCAUCCGUCGCUUCGAGGACCAAGGGAAAAGGCAAGGCAAAGCGUAGACGCCUUUCAACGUCUGAUGACGAAGACGAGGAUACUGAGACUGAGAAGAUGGAUUCUCCUCAGACCGUGAAGCCACCUACCCGGGUCAUGCCGAAACGAUCAGCCGCGGCCAAGACAAGGGCAGCUGUGUCAAAGGUGAUCAACUUAGUAGGAAGCGACUCAGAAGAGGAUAUUGAGGAGACACCUUCACGGAAGCCUACCUCGAAACAGUUUGAAGAAGGUGCAAAAGGCGAUGGAGGCGGCGCGCAUAGAUGAGAAAGAUCUGGCUGAACAAGAAGACGAAAUACCUCAUGAUUCUAUCAUGGAUACCACGUUGGAAGAGGAGGACUAUGAAGACGAGGAAGUUAACAAUCUUCUGUAACAUCUGAGGUUCUCGUAUUUGUUACUAAAUUAUUGUGCAUAUCUAGUCCCGCAUCUCUACGAAUGAACUUUUCUGUAUUCUCGCUGUAUCUCAAUAUAAAAAACUCACGUGCCUCUUCCCCAGUGA